UCAUCUUUGAAAAAAGCAUGCCCAUCUCUUGUUGGCAUUAACUCAUCAAAUACAUCCUGCUAAGAUUAAGGACGGCCAUAAAGCAAAAGGUGCAGGAAUCUUUCAGUCUCUCAAAAAAAAUUUUUUUAAAAAAAAAAACAAGAAACAAUAUUUAUUGGUCUUAAAGAUGUUCUUGAACAUCAAGUUAAGCACCUUUGUUUUAUUUUUAUUUUCUUUUCUCUCCUCCUCUUUUUUCACUCUUUCCCAUUCAUUAUAUAUUCCCUCUCUAUAUUUUCUUUUUCCAUUUUCCUCUUCAAAUAAUGUAAAAUUGCACUCACCAUGGCCAAAAAUCAGAAACUAUUUGUUGAAGUUGUAGAUGCUCGCAAUCUUCUACCUAAAGACGGUCAUGGGACGUCUAGUCCUUUUGUUACUGUUGAUUUUUACGGGCAGCGAAAGCGGACGCAGACUGCAAUACGCGAUUUGAAUCCGACGUGGAAUGAAGUUCUUGAAUUUAAUGUUGGUAAGCCAUCUAAUGUGUUUGGUGACAUGCUUGAGCUUGAUAUUUGCCAUGAUAAAACGUAUGGCCCCACUAGAAGGAAUGUUCAUCUUGGAAGAAUCAGACUCAAUUCUACUCAGUUUGUUAGAAAAGGUGAAGAGGCUUUGAUAUAUUAUCCUUUGGAGAAGAAGUACUUGUUCAGUUGGAUUCAAGGCGAAAUUGGCUUGAAGAUUUAUUAUCAAGAUGAAGUUAUACCGCCACCUCCUCCUCCUCCACCACCACCGCCACCGGAAGCACCAGCGGAGGAAGCUAAACCUGAUUCAAAAGUUGAAGCAACAGCUGAGAAGCCACAAGAUCAACCACCGGCAGCCGGUGAAAAGCCUGAUGCAACAGCUGCAACCACCGCAGAGCCGGAUAAAGAACCACCUGCAGAGGGCGCUAAGCCUAGUGAAGAGCCACCAGCUGAAGCGGCACCACCACCUGCAGAUAAUGCACCAGCUCCAAUUCAAGUUGAAAAACCACCAGAAUCUGAGACACAGCCACCACCACCAGCAGCAGAAACGACUGAAAGUCAAGGCGAUCCACCUGCAGCAGCUAACGAGGCUGCGCAAUGUGAUGGUGAUAUUGUUUUGGAACCCGCAGCCAAUGAAUUGGGUCCAACGUCACCGGAAAUAAUGGCCGCGUCAGUAUCUGGAUCUGUACCUGAAGUUCGAGUAGCUAGUAUCAAUGAUCCACAUCAUAUUCCAAGGCCAGUAGCCUCCACCACGAACUACGCAUUGGAACCACAAGAAAGUAUCUCAAUCGAACGAUCAUCAUUUGAUCUCGUUGAAAAGAUGCACUACUUAUUUGUACGUGUAGUGAAAGCACAAGGUCUUCCAUCGAAAGGCAAUCCCAUUGUAAGAAUUGUAACCUCAGGCAGUCGAAUACAGUCCAGACCUGCACGAAAGACUGCUUUUUUCGAGUGGGAUCAGACAUUCGCAUUCGGCCGCGACGCACCAGAGUCCUCCUCCAUCCUUGAAGUCUCAGUGUGGGACCCGCCUGGUGGGGACCCCAAAUCCGAUUUGGCUGGUGCGAAAUUCCUUGGUGGAAUUUGCUUUGACGUAACAGAAAUUCCUUUGCGGGAUCCACCGGACAGUCCCUUGGCCCCACAAUGGUACAGGUUGGAAGGUGGGAUCCACAUAGGUGACGUGUUGCUUGGUAACAUAAUGCUUGCCACGUGGGUAGGGACACAAGCUGACGAGGCAUUUCCUGAUGCUUGGAAGACAGACGCAGCCGGUAACGUUAACUCGAGAGCCAAAGUUUAUCUCUCUCCAAAAUUAUGGUAUUUGAGAGCCACUGUAGUUGAAGCCCAAGACAUUUUUCCAGUAACCCAUUUAAAAGAGGCCUCGUUUCAGCUCAAAGCCCAAUUAGGGUUUCAAGUCCAAAAAACUAAAACCGUCGUCACUCGCAACGGCAACCCAUCUUGGAAUGAAGACUUGCUCUUCGUGGCUGCCGAACCUUUUAGCGACGACUUGCAUUUCACCAUAGAAAACCGGCAAUCUAAAGGACCUGUCACCGUCGGGAUUGCUAGAAUUCCUCUAACGGCCAUCGAGAGGCGUGUUGAUGACAGGAAGGUAGCGUCCCGGUGGUUCAGUUUUGAAGAUCCAAACAGUGAAAAGGUAGCUUAUAAAGGUAGAGUCCAGUUGAAGUUAUGUUUCGAUGGUGGAUAUCACGUGAUGGACGAGGCGGCUCACGUGUGCAGCGAUUACCUGCCCACGGCAAGGCAGCUCUGGAAACCUCCGGUUGGCACUGUUGAAUUAGGUAUCAUUGGGUGCAAGAACUUGUUGCCUAUGAAAACCAAAGACGGUAAAGGUUGUACAGAUGCUUAUAGUGUAGCCAAGUACGGUCCAAAAUGGGUACGUACAAGGACCGUAUGCGAUAGUUUGGAUCCUAAAUGGAAUGAGCAAUACACUUGGAAAGUAUUUGACCCUUCAACGGUGUUGUCCAUUGGAGUCUUUGAUAGCAGGGAAGUAUUCGAACGCGACGGCGAUAAAACAGCCUCGCCUCCUGAUUACCGUAUUGGUAAAAUACGGAUACGUAUAUCUACGUUGGAGACGGGUAAGGUGUACAGAAACUCAUAUCCGUUGAUUUUGUUGACAAACAACGGAGUGAAGAAAAUGGGAGAAAUCGAAGUGGCAGUAAGGUUUAUACGUACAACACCGACGUUGGAUUUCUUACACGUGUACUCCCAGCCUUUGUUGCCGUUGAUGCAUCAUAUAAAGCCACUAGGAGUGGUUCAGCAAGAUAUGCUGAGGAGUGCAGCUGUCAGGAUUAUAGCAACCCACUUGUCAAGAUCAGAGCCGCCCCUUCGACGUGAGAUCGUGCUUUACAUGCUUGAUGCAGACUCGCACGCUUUUAGCAUGCGAAAAGUGCGUGCCAACUGGUUUAGGAUCAUCAACGUGAUCGCAGGGGUUUUAGAUAUUGUACGGUGGAUAGACGAUACACGUGUAUGGAGGAAUCCAACAGCUACUCUACUCGUGCAUGCAUUGCUAGUGAUGCUUGUGUGGUUCCCUGAUUUGAUUGUCCCCACAUUGGCAUUUUACGUGUUUGUGAUUGGUGCUUGGAAUUACAGGUUUAGAACACGGGACCCUCUGCCGGACUUUGAUCCUAAGAUCUCAUUGGCUGAUACCGUUGAUAGAGAGGAACUUGAUGAGGAGUUUGAUACAUUGCCAAGUACGAGAUCACCGGAUACAAUACGAGCGAGGUACGAUAAGUUACGUACACUCGGGAUACGUGUACAAAAAGUAUUAGGGGAUUUCGCGACACAAGGAGAAAGAGUGCAAGCAUUAGUGACGUGGAGAGAUCCAAGAGCGACAGGUAUUUUUGUAGGGCUGUGUUUUGUGGUAGCAGUGAUAUUAUACUUGGUACCAUCCAAAAUGGUGGCCAUGGCAUUUGGAUUCUACUAUUUCCGGCAUCCGAUAUUCCGUGAUCGAAUGCCGUCGCCGGCGUUAAACUUCUUCAGGAGGCUUCCGUCGUUGUCUGAUCGAAUAAUGUAGGGUUGGUAUUAGGAUAAAAGCACUGGAUUAGAUCCUUGUUAGCUGGCCAGCCCUCUGCCUUCAAUGAAUGUAGACUGGAUGAUUUAGCUUUAUUGCACUAUAUAGCUGUGUUUCAGAAACCCAUCUUAAAAAUAUAGAUAUUAAAAGAAUAAUAUGGAGUUGCUAAAAGGCUAUAUAUACAUAUUUGCAUUCA
Messenger RNA from Jatropha curcas, 3703 nucleotides. Its product is annotated as C2 calcium/lipid-binding plant phosphoribosyltransferase family protein. The record is from RefSeq and is a predicted model, not a curated record. Lineage: Eukaryota; Viridiplantae; Streptophyta; Magnoliopsida; Malpighiales; Euphorbiaceae.